Messenger RNA from Trichoderma atroviride IMI 206040, 1512 nucleotides. RefSeq lists its product as uncharacterized. The record is from RefSeq and is a predicted model, not a curated record. Lineage: Eukaryota; Fungi; Ascomycota; Sordariomycetes; Hypocreales; Hypocreaceae.
AUGUCAACCAAUCUUGCCUCACCCGAUGACCACUCCAUUGUCAUAGCCGGCACACAAAUAAGCAAGUCUCUUCCCAAGGUCAAAAGAUCCAUCAAAAAAAUUCUCGGUAAAACAGUUAAAGUCUCUAUACCACGUGAUAUCAAGGAUAUUAAAGAACACCACUUUGAUAUCUUAGUAGCAGGGAUAGAUACUUCAGUUACAUAUUUGACUGAAGCUAGAGCUAAGAAAGCUGUUAUUUUAUCACCAAUUUGGGCUGCAGAAAUAAUGGAUGAGAAGCAGUGGGUGGAACCAGACCCCGAACUACACUUUGUCGGGAAGACAAAUCAUUCCGUCCCAGAGGAUUUGGAUGAGGAUACCGAUAUGGAUGAACAUGACUCUUCUGGUGGUGAAGAUUCCUCCAGCGAAGGAGAUUCUCCCGGCAAAAGAGGUUCUUCUGGCAAAGGAGACUCUUCAAAUGACAAAGGAGAUUCUUCCGGCAAAGGAGGCUCCUCCAACAAAGGAGGCUCCUCCAACAAAGGAGGCUCCUCCAACAAAGGAGGCUCCUCCAACAAAGGAGGCUCCUCCAACAAAGGAGGCUCCUCCAACAAAGAAGGCUCCUCCAACAAAGGAGGCUCCUCCAACAAAGAAGGCUCCUCCAACAAAGGAGGCUCCUCCAACAAAGAAGGCUCCUCCGGCAAAGGAGGCUCCUCCAACAAAGGAGGUUCUUCAAGUGACAAAGGCUCUUCCGGCAAAGACAAUAGCAAAAGUAAAGGCAAGGAAAUAAAAGCGGAAGAGGAGGACGAGGACGACAACGAAGAUGAGGAGGACGAGGACGACAACGAAGAUGAGGAGGACGAGGACGAGGACGAGGACGAGGAAGAGGACGAGGAGGAUGAUCCUGAAAGGAAUGCCUUUGAAAAAGACCCAGCACGGAAAGCUUGGUAUGAUAAUGUCGCUGGUGGGCCUUGGACUGUCACAGUUGAUAUUCAUCCUGCAGAUGAAUUGAGCGGAACCAAAUCGCCACGAAUAAACUAUGAAAUGUGUAUUGAAGGUAUCUAUAGGAGUUGGUUUGUCGUAACCGAUCCAAUGACUCCAAUUUUUGUCGAACUGCCGCAGCUGCGAGAUUCAUAUCUAAUUCCGUGGAAGGACCACUUGGGCCUGAUGGAUCGUUAUACGACUUCGAAUGGCCAUCAAUUGGCCAGGCGCGCAGAAAAAGCACUUAAACAAUGCUCAAUAAUGCAGGAGUUUAAUUUCUGGUCAAUUGCAUUCAAUGGUAAUGUUUGUAUGAUUGUUGGGAAAUUACCAGAUGAUAAAGAGCCAGGAGUCUGGUCGCGCUCCGAAUUCAAAAAAAUAUUCGGCAGAGACGCGGAUAAAAUGUUCAAUGCUAUACGUGAAGAGAUGGGUCAUCCCUGGAUUGAGUCCAAGAGGAGGAAGCGUGUUGCCGAUGUUGAGAGUUUUAAAAUGAAGCUGAGAAAUAGGGGGGCAACAGUAGAAGUGGAUUUAAAGCGGGAGAUAAAAGCACAUCGUAUGUAA